GCCCUCCGUCAGCAGUGAGUCUAUGGAUCCCUCCGUGUAGCGGGAGGUUAUUAUUUUCAUAGAAGUCUGUAACGGUCCUGCCUCAUCACCGCUGUUAUAACGGAGGAUGUCCAACCCUGAGAAAUUACUCCCAUCACGCCCCCAAUCCCCCCUGACUGCUGGGAAAACACAUAGAUCCGGAGACGGCAGCAGCGUUCACGUCCACAGCAGCAGAGCGUCUCCGGAGGGCGGUAGGGCGGGCGGUGCAGCUCUUUACGCAGCGACACCCAGGAACACCAGCGGCAGCAGCACUCGGGAAGGAGGAGGCAACAACACCGCUGCCAGCAGCAGCUCAGUCCUCCGCUUUCCCUCGUCUGCUUACCCCGCGUCGUUCUCCUCACCGUCGCCUUCCUCUCCCUCUGGACCACCACCGCGGAAAGGAGGCGGAACGAGUCGUCGGGGCAGAGCGACAUCGCCUCUCCCGUACUUGCUGCGCACCAUUCACGGCUUCUUCCCCCUCCACGGACUAUUAGGACUUCAUCCCUCCGCGUCCUGCUCGGGCUAUUUCCGUAAAAGCGGAACUGCCUUCUGCAGGAGUCCCCGACGAGGCACGCUUUUCACCGCCGCUCUCUCCUUCCUGCGCCUGCGGUCAGACAUGGAAGAUGGUCCGCCUUCAACAAGCUGUUUCAGAAGGUUGACUGACUGUUUUCUCGGUUCAAGUCUGACGGAUGAGAAGGUGAAGGCCUACCUCUCGCUGCACCCCCAGAUGCUGGAGGAGUUUGUGUCGGAGAGCGUGAGCGCCGAGACGCUGGACCGAUGGCUCAAGAGGAAGAACAGCUGCAGACCUGCAGACGACCCCUCCAUAAAAGAAGUCAGCAGGCAGUACCAGGACACUAACAUGCAGGGAGUGGUAUACGAGCUCAACAGCUACAUGGAGCAGCGGCUCGACACGGGGGGAGACAACAAGCUGCUCCUCUACGAGCUGUGUAACAUCAUCCAGACAGCCACAAAAGCCGAUGGGUUUGCACUUUACUUCCUGGCAGAAUGCAACAAUAGUUUGUGUUUGUUCACCCCUGCGGGGGCCAACGAGGGGCUCCCCAGCCUCAUUACCUCCUUCCCCAUCGCGUCCGGGGCCACCAUCGCCGCCCAUGUGGCCAGAGUGCGCAGGACACUGCUGGUGGAAGACAUCAUGGAGGAUGAGCGGUUCCCCCACGGCACAGGGCAGGACUCAGGGAUCCGUGUUCACUCUGUUCUGUGUCUCCCCAUCCUCACCGCCAUCGGCGACCUCAUCGCCAUCCUGGAGCUGCACCGGCACUGGGGCCGUGAGCCCUUCAACCUCAGCCACCAGGAGGUUGCUACCGCUAACUUAGCAUGGGCCUCUGUAGCCAUUCACCAAGUGCAGGUUUGCAGAGGCCUUGCCAAACAGACUGAGCUCAAUGACUUCCUCCUAGACGUGUCAAAAACGUACUUCGACAACAUUGUGGCAAUAGAUUCUCUACUUGAACAUAUUAUGAUAUAUGCAAAAAACCUGGUGAACGCCGACAGGUGUGCGCUCUUCCAGGUGGACCACACCAACAAAGAACUGUACUCGGACCUGUUCGACAUCGGGGAGGAGAGCGAAGGGAAGCCGGUGUUUAGGAAAACCAAAGAAAUUAGGUUUUCUAUAGAGAAAGGAAUCGCCGGCCAAGUGGCACGGACGGGAGAAGUCUUAAAUAUUCCAGAUGCCUAUGCAGACCCUCGAUUCAAUAGAGAGGUGGACCUGUACACUGGGUACACCACUAGGAACAUCCUGUGCAUGCCCAUCGUGAGCCGGGGGACUGUAAUAGGUGUCGUACAGAUGGUGAACAAGCUGAACGGAAGUGCCUUCACGAAUACGGACGAGAACAACUUCAAGAUGUUUGCUGUCUUCUGUGCGCUGGCCUUACACUGUGCAAAUAUGUACCAUCGUAUUCGUCACUCGGAGUGCAUCUACAGGGUGACGAUGGAGAAGCUGUCCUAUCACAGCAUCUGCACCUCGGAGGAGUGGAAGUCUCUGGCACAGCUCAACUUCCCCACGCCCAUGUACAAGGAGAUCGAAGUGUACCACUUUGACAUCAGCCCCUUCGAGGAGUUCUGGCCCGCGGUCUUUGUGCACAUGAUCCACAACUCCUGUGGGAAAACCAGCUUCGAGCUGGAGAAACUGUGCCGCUUCACCAUGUCCGUGCGGAAGAACUACCGGCGCGUGCCGUACCACAACUGGAAGCACGCGGUGACGGUGGCGCACUGCAUGUACGCCAUCCUGCAGAAGGUCUCCGGCAUCUUCACCGAGCUGGAGAGGAAGGGCCUGCUGAUAGCGUGUCUGUGUCAUGACCUGGACCACCGGGGCUACUCCAACAGCUACCUGCAGAAGUUCGACCACCCGCUGGCCGCCCUCUACUCCACCUCCACCAUGGAGCAGCACCACUUCUCCCAGACCGUGUCCAUCCUGCAGCUGGAAGGGCACAAUAUUUUCUCCAACUUGACUUCCAGCGAGUACGAGCAGGUCCUCGAGAUCAUCCGCAAGGCCAUCAUCGCCACCGACCUUGCCCUGUACUUCAGCAACCGCAAGCAGCUGGCCGAGCUGCACACCACGGGGGCGCUGGACUUCAACAACCACGCGCACAGAGACCGCGUGAUUGGCCUGAUGAUGACGGCCUGUGACCUCUGCUCUGUGACCAAGCUGUGGCCCGUCACACGGAUCACGGCCAACGACAUCUACGCCGAGUUCUGGGCUGAGGGCGACGAGAUGAAGAAGACAGGAAUGCAGCCCAUCCCCAUGAUGGACAGAGACAAGAAGGAUGAGGUCCCUCAGGGACAGGUGGGCUUCUACAAUGCUGUCGCCAUCCCGUGUUACACCACACUAGCUGAACUCUUCCCCGCCGCCAAGCCCCUCCUGAAGGCCUGCAGGGAGAACCUGAGCCAGUGGGAGCGGAUCGUGAAAGGGGAGGAGACCUCAGGCUGGGUCCCGGCCGACGUGGCGGAGGAGGAAGGCGAGCCGGCCGAUUCGGGCCCCGUGAAGGUGGACAACUGAGGGAGCCCAACGGAACACCCAGCGGCCCAGCGAACCCCAACCUCCACCCCUGCCGCAGACUGCUCCUGCCCUGAGAGAGACACAGAGAGAGAGAGAGAGAGAGAGAGAGAGAGAGAGAGAGAGCUCCAUAUAUCCCGCAUGGGACAGGAGGUGGCCAAGGGAGGUCAGGCAGGGAUUCAAAAAGGUGAUAUUGUUUUUAAUUUCACCACGGGAGAGAGAGGACACAGACACAAAAGAAGAUGACGAAAUGACGAGACAAGACAAGAUGAAACUGUAGAAGUUUUUUUGUUUUUUUUUAAUAAAGUCACGGCUCCCAGGGGUCACGGCUCCCAGAGGUCACGGCUCCCGGGGUCACGGCUCCCGGCGCCCCUGCGCUGGCCCCGCCCCACACACCUGAAGUCCACUCCAUUUGGGAACCGUCUGACGGGACUGUGUCAGGAGUUUUUUUUCUUUUUGUUUCGCUUUGCAUUUUUACGUUUCUUUCAUUUGUUUUAAUAUGGGGUUUAUUUUCCUCAUUUUUAUUUGUUUGUUUUUGUGGUCUGAUUUAAAGGGGCCUUAUGAAGCUGAACCCAUCUGUUCUUGCGGUGCAGGAUGUGUGAAAUCUUGACUAAACUGAAGAGGGGUCAGAGUGCAAACUGGUCCUUCUCUCCUGCUGUGGUCAACCAGUCACACGCCAAGCUUUGGACCUUUUGUUUUUAGGUUUGUUUGCUCUUUUUUUUCUUUUUUUUUU
This is a messenger RNA of Clupea harengus (Atlantic herring), 3758 nucleotides long. It is a transcript of the gene pde10a, whose product is annotated as phosphodiesterase 10A. NCBI's taxonomy places the organism in Eukaryota, Metazoa, Chordata, Actinopteri, Clupeiformes, Clupeidae. The coding region runs from base 107 to 3028 and encodes 973 amino acids. Gene Ontology annotation, biological process: signal transduction. The record is from RefSeq and is a predicted model, not a curated record. The transcript has 22 exons. Gene Ontology annotation, molecular function: protein binding; 3',5'-cyclic-nucleotide phosphodiesterase activity.